Harmonia axyridis is the source of this 1419-nucleotide messenger RNA. Its product is annotated as RE1-silencing transcription factor B-like. The coding region runs from base 359 to 1012 and encodes 217 amino acids. Gene Ontology annotation, cellular component: nucleus. Lineage: Eukaryota; Metazoa; Arthropoda; Insecta; Coleoptera; Coccinellidae. The record is from RefSeq and is a predicted model, not a curated record. Gene Ontology annotation, biological process: regulation of transcription by RNA polymerase II. Gene Ontology annotation, molecular function: DNA-binding transcription factor activity, RNA polymerase II-specific; RNA polymerase II transcription regulatory region sequence-specific DNA binding. The transcript is spliced from 2 exons.
ACGUUCCAUACAUCAGAAAAUUAUAUAUGUAUCAUUUUUUAUAGUUUGUACUUUUACCUAUACGUUCUUAUAACCAUUCAAUUUGAAGAGUUUUGUCAGAGUAUUUCUAUAAACAUCUUGGCUUCAAGGAUGAAUUUAGUUGCAGCAGUAACUGUCGUAUUUAGAAUCAGAAUAAAUAUUCAAAGAUAUAGGUAACCUGAUAUUAUAACUGUCGAGACCGGUAGCGGGAACUGGUGAAAUAUUUCUAUUUUCUAUGAAUACUUCAAAUACCUGAUUAAUUUUUCGAUUUGGCAACGUAGCUGCCAAUUUCAUGUGACAGAUUCGAGGGUCUAUUCUCCAUGUGUACCAAGAAUAAUAUAUGAGUAUUCACAACAGAAGAGUUAAGACUGAAUUAGAAGAAAUGGGACAAGAUGAUGAUAGGAUAUCAUUUGACUAUGAUGUCCAGCAUACAAUUGACGGGCAGUAUACUGAAGAUAUAAAGACCGAAGACGUUAAGACGGAAGAUAUAGAUAUUGUUGACCAGUACAUUGAUGAGAAUGGAAUAAGAUCGUCGAUUGGAUAUGAAACUGAAAUGAAGAGAGAUUGUAGUUUCAAUGAGAAAAUUACUUGUGAAAUUAAGCCAUUGGGUAGUAAACAUGACUCAUCUAAUAAAUAUAAAACUAGGAAUCAUAUGGAUGCUGCUCCUUCGAAUAAACAUGAACAAGAAUGUCUAGUAUGUGAGUAUACAACAAAUGACAAGACAAAUCUAAAACGGCAUUUUGAUGCUGUUCAUUUGAAUAAGCGAGAACAUAAUUGUAAGUUUUGUGAGUAUUCUGCUAAACAUAAGCAGGGACUUGAAAACCAUAUAAAGGCUGUUCAUUUGGAUAAACGAGAACAUAAAUGUCACCUGCGCAACUAUGCUUCAGCUUAUAAACAGAAUAUCGAAAAGCAUAUAGUUGCAGUUCAUUCGAAUAAACGAGAACAUAAAUGUGUGUUUUGUGAGUAUGCUGCUAAAAAAAAGAAAAGUUCUUGAAAACCAUAUAAAGGCUGUUCAUUUGGAUAAACGAGAACAUAAAUGUCACCUCUGCAACUAUGCUUCAGCUUAUAAACAUAGCAUCAAAAAGCAUAUAGUUGCAGUUCAUUCGAAUGAACGAGAACAUAAAUGUGUGUUUUGUGAGUAUGCUGCUAACGAAAAGAAACAUCUUGAAAACCAUAUAAAGGCUGUUCAUUUGGAUAAACGAGAACAUAAAUGUCACCUGUGCAACUAUGCUUCAGCUUAUAAACAGAACAUCAAAAAGCAUAUAGGUGCAGUUCAUUUGAAUGAACAAGAACAUAAAUGUGGGUUUUGUGAGUAUGUAGCUAAUCAGAAGGGAAACCUUGAAAAUCAUAUAAAGGCUGUUCAUUUGGAUAAACGAGAACAUAAAUGUCACCUCUGCAACU